This is a messenger RNA of Strigops habroptila (Kakapo), 9172 nucleotides long. It is a transcript of the gene DAAM2, whose product is annotated as dishevelled associated activator of morphogenesis 2. The coding region runs from base 260 to 3514 and encodes 1084 amino acids. Gene Ontology annotation, biological process: actin cytoskeleton organization; negative regulation of oligodendrocyte differentiation; positive regulation of canonical Wnt signaling pathway. NCBI's taxonomy places the organism in Eukaryota, Metazoa, Chordata, Aves, Psittaciformes, Psittacidae. The record is from RefSeq and is a predicted model, not a curated record. Gene Ontology annotation, molecular function: actin binding; small GTPase binding. The transcript has 26 exons.
GCUGGGGAAUGGGAAGCAGUUCCUGAUCUGGGGCCGAGCGAGCGCACACGGCAGCAGCAGGAGCAGCAGCAGGAGCCGCCGGCACAGCCACUCCGGCUCCACUCGCUCAGCAGCAUCCAGCGUGGGGACCAGCGCUCCGCCUGGCUCCCUCGCGCGGGGUGGACGUUCCUGAGCACUGAGCUCAGCUGCUGUAAAAAGCAAGUAGGAAAAUAUACAGCUGGAUAAAAUUGAACAUGAUCAGAAGAUAGCAUCAUACACCAUGACCAUGGCACCCCGGAAGAGGAAUCGUCAUGCAUUGGGGUUUCUUUGUUGUUUUGGGGGCAGUGACCUCCCUGAAAUCAACCUCAAGGACAAUAACCCCCUCCAGUUCCUUGAGUUUUCUGUCCCAAUCCCACCAGCAGAAGAGCUCAAUGCCAGAUUCUCUGAACUUGUGGAUGAAUUGGAUCUCACAGACAAGAACAGAGAGGCUAUGUUUGCACUCCCUCCCGAGAAGAAAUGGCAGAUUUACUGCAGCAAAAAGAAGGAACAAGAAGAUCCUAAUAAGCUUGCUACCAGCUGGCCAGAUUACUACAUUGACCGCAUCAAUUCCAUGGCAGCAAUGCAGACUCUCUAUGCUUUCGAUGAAGAAGAAACAGAAAUGAAAAAUAAAAUAGUUGAAGACUUGAAGACAGCUCUGCGGACCCAGCCCAUGAGGUUUGUGACCAGGUUUAUUGAGCUGGAUGGCCUGAGCUGUUUGCUGAACUUCCUGAAGAGCAUGGACUACGAGACCUCAGAGAGCCGUAUACACACAUCCGUUAUAGGGUGUAUCAAGGCACUGAUGAAUAACUCCCAAGGACGGGCUCAUGUUCUGGCUCAUCCAGAGAGUAUCAACAUCAUUUCCCAGAGUUUACGGACUGAGAACAUUAAGACCAAGAUUGCUGUGCUGGAGAUCCUAGGAGCUGUCUGCUUGGUACCAGAUGGUCACAAGAAAGUCUUGCAAGCCAUGCUUCACUACCAAGUCUAUGCUGCAGAAAGGACAAGAUUCCAGACAUUGCUGAAUGAGCUAGAUCGAAGUAUGGGGCGAUACCGAGAUGAAGUAAAUCUCAAAACAGCCAUCAUGUCCUUUAUCAAUGCUGUUCUGAAUGCUGGUGCCGGUGAGGACAAUUUGGAGUUCCGAUUACACCUGCGAUAUGAGUUUCUAAUGCUGGGAAUUCAACCUGUCAUUGACAAGCUAAGAGGACAUGAGAAUGCCACACUGGACAGGCAUUUAGAUUUCUUUGAGAUGGUCAGAAAUGAAGAUGACCUGGAACUCGCCAAGCGGUUUGACCUGAUCCACAUUGAUACAAAAAGUGCCUCUCAGAUGUUUGAGUUGAUCAAGAAGAGAUUGAAGCACACAGAUGCCUAUCCCUAUUUGUUAUCCAUCCUCCAGCACUGCUUGCAGAUGCCAUAUAAGAGGAAUGGGGGAAACUUCCAGCAGUGGCAGCUGUUGGACAGAAUACUCCAACAAAUUGUUCUUCAGGAUGAGCGAGGAGAUGAUCCAGACAUAGCUCCAUUGGAAAACUUCAAUGUCAAAAAUAUCAUUAAAAUGCUGGUGAAUGAAAAUGAAGUCAAGCAGUGGAGGGACCAGGCAGAGAAGUUUCGGAAAGAUCAUGCCGAGCUGAUGAGCAGGCUGGAGAAGAAGGAGCGGGAAUGUGAGACGAAGACACAGGAGAAAGAUGAAAUGAUGAAGACACUGAAUAAAAUGAAGGACAAGCUGCAGAAGGAAUCAUUGGAGCUGCGCCAGACCCGGGACCAGAUGAAUGACCUGGUGGCUCAACUUAAUGAGUUCUCGCAAGGGGGCAGCAUUUCCUUCCCACCCCCACCACCCCCCCCUCCAGGUGGCCCGUUAGCUUUGUCCUCUUCUCACAUGUCUGAGAAUCUGCCACCACUGCCACCUCCUCUGCCUUUCUCCAGCUGUCCCCCUCCUCCUGCUCCACCACCACCUCCAGGAGGACCUCCUCCUCCACCAGGAGCACCACCUUUCUUCAGCAUGGGGAUUCCACCCCCUUCAACAACCACUUUCAGCAGCAGUGGCACCAGCUUGAAGAAGAAAUCUAUCCCGCAGCCUUCGCACCCACUGAAAUCAUUCAACUGGGCUAAGCUGAGUGAGGAAAGGAUCCAUGGCACAAUCUGGAAUGAGAUUGAUGAUUUAAAAGCAUUCAAGGUGCUCGAUCUAGAAGAUUUUGAAAAGAUGUUCUCCGCGUAUCAGAGACACCAGGACCUGCUAACUAACCCCUCCUCCUGUAAGCAGAAAGAGAUGGGCUCAACUGAAGACCUCUACCUCUCCACACGAAAAGUGAAAGAGCUUUCUGUGAUUGAUGGCAGGAGAGCCCAGAACUGUGUCAUUCUCCUUUCCAAGCUGAAGCUGACUAAUGAAGAAAUCAGACAAGCAAUCUUGAGGAUGGAUGAACAAGAAGACCUAGCAAAAGAUAUGCUUGAGCAGCUGCUGAAGUUUGUUCCUGAAAAGAGCGAUACUGACCUGUUGGAGGAGCAUAAACACGAAAUUGAGCGCAUGGCCCGGGCAGAUCGUUUCCUCUUUGAAAUGAGCAGGAUUGACCACUAUCAGCAGCGACUGCAAGCAUUAUUCUUUAAGAAGAAGUUUCCAGAGAGGCUGGCAGAAGCAAAACCAAAAGUGGAAGCCAUUCUUCUGGCAUCCAAAGAACUCAUCCGAAGCAAACGUUUGAGGCAACUCCUGGAGGUAGUUCUGGCCUUCGGGAAUUAUAUGAAUAAGGGCCAAAGGGGAAGUGCUUAUGGCUUCAAAGUCUCCAGCCUGAACAAAAUUGCAGAUACCAAAUCCAGCAUAGACAGAAACAUUACACUUUUGCACUACUUAAUUAUGAUCUUUGAAAAGAAUUAUCCGGAUAUCCUAGAUAUUCAGUCUGAGUUGCAGCAUCUUCCAGAAGCAGCAAAAGUCAACCUGGUAGAGCUGGAGAAGGAAGUCAACAACAUAAAGAACGGAUUGAAAGCUGUUGAAGCUGAACUGGAUUAUCAGAAGAGACGCAUGCGGGAAUCAGGGGACAGGUUUGUUCCCGUCAUGAGCGAUUUCAUCACUGUGGCCAGUUUCAGCUUCUCAGAGUUAGAAGACCUUCUUAACGAGGCUAGAGACAAGUAUGCCAAGGCACUGAAGCAUUUUGGAGAGAGCGAGGGCAAGAUGCAGCCAGAUGAAUUUUUUGGCAUCUUCGACACUUUCUUACAGUCAUUUGCAGAGGCCAAGCAAGAUCUGGAGAAUAUGAGGAAGAAAAAGGAAGAAGAGGAGCGCAGGGCACGCAUGGAGGCCAUGCUAAAAGAGCAGAGGGAAAAAGAGAGGCGACAAAAGAAAGCGAAAGCUGGAAGCAUCUCUGAAGAGAGUGGGGAGUUUGAUGACCUGGUGUCAGCAUUAAGGUCGGGUGAAGUCUUCGACAAAGACUUAUCCAAGCUCAAGCGUAACCGCAAACGCUCGGGGAACCAAGGCUUAGAGACAAGCCGGGAGCGGGUGGUGACAAAGCUAAAUUAUUAAUUACAAGAGGAAGAAAAAAAAUAAUCAACCAAAAGAAGGUGAUGAAAAAGUGCAAAACAAAGAAGAUGAAUGUGUGCGAUGGCGCCUGGCUGACAGCUGCCCCAAAGGAUUUCUUUGGUCUGUGGCUAGAGACGUUACCUUUCCAUGAUCAGCUUUCCUCUCAUCCCUCUUCUGUGCUCCUAUUUUGAACCAUUAUCAAAGUGCCUCUGUGGAGCCAGCAGGCCUGUGACUGGGCCAUGUAGAGCUGACAGAUUUGCUUCUGGGAGUUCAUUGUGUCAUCAGAGGCCUCGUGGUGAUGGCAGAAAAUACUUGGGCCUUGCAGACUGCCUCACAGCUGGAGAAAGAUAACUUUCUGUGUGCCAAAGUAAAAACUAGUCAUGAUUUCCAUCUUGCUGAUAACAAGCAAGACUAAUUUCAGAGCAGCUCCGUAAACACCUCUCGCUUCUUCAAGAUGUAGACUGGCCUUCAGGGGCUUAUCAAGAUGUGGUUCUCAAGGUUUCCAAUUCCUUUCCAGAAUUGGAUUUUAUAAGCCAUUGAUUAGCACAGGAAAAAAUGCUUUUGAUCUCACGUUCUGUGUAGUAUUUUUGUGUGGCCUACACUGUCCAAAGCAAGUGAUGCUCAGAAGGAAGUAAUCGAGUUCUGGAAGAGAUUGAAAUUCAAGAAUCAGGAUCAACAUAAAAUACUUUGCAAAAGGCUUUUGGAUUCUGUUUUUCUAGAAGCAGUUUUCUGGAAUUUUUUGACAGUUGAGCCUUGAAGCUAUGAAAUGCAAACAUAGGAAAGAAGCUCUGGCUUCUCUUUAGAAAACUAAGCCACUGCCAGGUUGGGAUUACAAGUAGAUGACUGUGGAGUCUGUUGUCAUUGCUGGAGGGUGAGAGGGAAACAGGGGAACAUUUCUUACCUGUUUGUGCAAGAUUUCUUAGUGCAGCCCAAUAGAAAUCAGGAGCUCCAUAGUAUCCACAGGUCACAAGUAGCAAAAAGGAAAACAGUCACUGGCUGCAAGAAAUGAGAUUUCCACUUGAUGCUAGCUGUGAUUGCUGUUGACCUGAACUCAUAUUUCUAACAGGCUGAUCUUCACUGCACACACCCACUCCCACCUAGGGGAAUCAUGUAACUCAGUAAGUUAUGAAUGGUGUCAAAGGAGAGCCUUGGAGCCCACAGCUUGUUUCAUUUUGAAGGGAUCACUUGAAAUGAACCAACGGAAGGUUCCCAUAAUGAAAACUGAUAAUUUUUUCCAGGAGGACAUAGAACUGUGUAAGCAAAGCAGGCUUUGGAGAUGGGUUAAUUCAUAAGAAAAAACAGAUUUGUAUUUAAGCUACAUGUAUGAAGCACACAGCAAAAAGCAAAGAAUGCCAAGAGGCCUGAAUUCUGAAUUCUGUGUGUCUAUGGCUCUAGGAAAAGGACUGGACUGUGUGGGCUGUUGUGGGCUGCUUUUUAAAAAAAAAAAAAAAAAAAAAAAAAUGAUCUUCCUUUUUGAUUAUUUUCCCUGGAGAAGGAAGAGUUAAAAAAAAAGAAAUUGUGAUGGAUUCUUCCUCCUAGACAGGAAGAAAAGAGAACAUUUGAGAAGAGGGACCCACCAUCUACAAACUAUGCAUCAAUAGUCAACAGCACAAAAUGCCAAGGAAUCCCAGCGAAGUGAAAAAAGCUCUAUUUGUCACUUUAGUCAUUUGGUUUGAUUUUUCUCUGAAUGUCACUUAACCUCAGGCUCUGCACUGAGUCUGUAGAACAGAACUUCCUCUGCCAUGCACGCUGCCUGAUCAGUAUUACACACUACCGAUAGUGGAGAAGCAAACUGUGGUGGUUUCCUGAACGUUUUGAGAGUAAAAUAAUUACGUAAACUAUGGAAAGAAGCAAAAAAAGUCAGAAUUGUUAAACUCUAAUGUUUCAUUGUUUACUGAAUUUUGAGUCUCCCACCCCAGAAUUUCCCUAUUUACGACAUUCCAGACUGCCGCGCCUCUGUAUAAUACUCAUCGUAAAGAGCUGGUAUCUUACAAGAGCUGGGUGCAUUCUCCCCCCAAUACUAUCCCACUCCCCUUCUGGGAUUAGCUAUUAACAGCAAUGCCCAUUGCAGCAGACACAAGCACCUUGUAGAAGACAGACUGUAUUUCAUAAAGGUUUUUGAAAGUUUAAGAAACACUCUCACUUUUUUAAGCAUUUUUAUUUUAAAUUACAAAAUGGAUUUUUAGAAAUGUCUCUUGUAAAUUAUAUUAACAAGCUCCUUGCUGCUCCCUGAAGUAGACAUGCUAUAUCCCAGCCCUUUUUGUUUGUCUUGUUUUAAAGCAUGCCAUAUAACCCAUGCCACAUAAGCCAUAUGAGAGGUGGUGAUAUGUGCCAAAUUGGUAUACAGUUGAGCUUAGAUUUGGAUAAUCCCUGAAUUCCAAAGAUUAUGCUUUUAGGGAUUAGAACAUUGUAGGUUUUUUCCCCUCUUUGUUCUCCCUGCAUUUAGGACUUGCCCAGAAAUUCAGGUGUAGUGCCAAGGUCAGCCCUGGUGCAAGAUGAUGUGAUUCAUGGUUCUGUCCAACUUACGGCUGCUUGCUUGCUCCCCAGGUACUUGUUUGGUAAGGCAGACUGUCAGCAUGGCAGUGCUGUCAGAGAAGAACACCUCAGGGCAAAAACCUUGAAUAUAAAUCUGCCCCAGUAUUUGUCAAAUCAGGUUUGUGCUGUGCUUUUUGAAACUGAAGUCACUUUGCCAGGCCACAAAUGUAGCAAAUACAGAGAGAAUUAUAAGCCCUCUGUCCAUUUGUGUACACAGUUCAACUCUGAUUUCAAGAGAUCCUGUAUGACGGUACGUAGUGCUCCAGCCACACUGACAGAGUCAAAGAAAGCUGCUGUAGUUUUGUCACCUCAACUCAUACGCAAAUAAUGAGAUUGUGCAACUCCUGUAAAUCAGCUGUGGGAUACUUCCUGGAAUGGACAGAAAGCUCGGAGUCAUGCCCCUGAUUCAUUACAGCUCAACUUUCUCAGCACUCCAGUGCCCCGGACUCCAGUUUUGAAUCUGUGGUGGUGGCUGAAGGCUUCGUUUAGUGUGUGAGAAGUCCCCCUGGCUCUUAGCUCUAUGGUGAAUGUUCAUAAAGAAGGUUUUGGAAAAGCUCAGUUACACACUGAGUCAAGCAGUGAUUUCAUACAACUGGUGACAAGUGGAGAAGCCCAUUAAUAGGCCUACUGUAUGAGAUGAGGCUAGCCACACAGAUGAUAAGGAAAAGAUUGGCCCUGUUCUAGGGCCUGGUGUCAGAUUCUUGCUGAAGCCAAGUUUGUCCUUGCUUCUCAUCUCUUGGGUACAGUGAGUGCAUCUACACUCUGUUCUUCAUCAGCAGUUGUGGUACAGUUGCUGAGUGCUGAAGGAGAAAGGAAAAUCUUAUUUUCUUGUCAUCUACUACUAGCAGAGCCUGAGCAGGUAUAGCAAGCAGUCAUGACUUUGUAUAACAUAGAGGUGUAACCCCUUUACUGUACUGAGAGCUGGAGAAGAGCUAGGGUCUGCUGUUGUCCUUGUAUCUGUGCCUAGCACCAGCAUUUUAAGUUAACUCACUCUGCCUUUGGAAAUAAGUGGAGGAGGAGGAGGUUACAGAGAAAGAAGGGUGUAACUGAAGGCUUGUUCUGCUUCCUGCAGAAAUGUAGUCAUUGAUAACUUUAUGAUGAAGUUCUUCACACCUAGAAGAGGAGGUACUUUCUAACUUUCCAGACUUUGACCCUAGAGGUCUAGUGCUCAUUCACUUGCCUCUGUGUCUCUGCAUUGUUCUUAAGCAGGUUGCAUUAGGAUGAUCCCAGAAAAGACUGAAGAACUCCCUCCCACUCCCUUUGGUCUGGGUCACUCAGUCGGUCAUAAGUCUCUGGAAAUGCUACAAGGUAAAGUGACUUCAGGGCAGGCCCUUCCAUGCCCUGCAGCACAGCUAUCAUCUGGGCACCGGUUCCCUACAACAGCAGAAGUAGGACUAGUGUUCAGGGGUGAGAGACUCCCCACUUAGGAGACAGCCUGGGAGUCCUUCAGAAGCAUUCCUGUAACGUGUUCACGAUGUCUGAGGAAGGGAAAGGAAUUGCAAAGGGCCCUGGUAGGAGACUGUGGAGUAUGUGUUUCCAUAAUGAUCAGCCCCAUUGGCUGAAUCUUUCUUCUUCUUUAGGAAAGCUCACACUCUGAGCUGGGUUGCAUGGGAGAAGCUUGUGUCAGGAGUUUCUGUGAGGGGAAAGGAGAUCAGUUGUACAGUUGAUGAUGUACAUGAUAUAUGCAGUUUCGUUUCUAGGUUGGUUCUUUUGGUUUUUUUGUUUGUUUGUUUGGGGGUUAAAUGAUUUAAAAAAAAAAAAAAGGUUUUAGGAAUCUCUAAGGGGAACCUGUAAAUCUGACACCUCUAUUUAUUUUGCCUUAUUUUAGUUUGCUAUGUUUGUAUGUAUACACUGCAUUACAGCAAAGACUAUUGAGACCGUGCCAGGGCAUUACACCGGCUAGACAGCUGGCUUGGCUAUUGUACAGCAAGCUGGGCUAGGCAAGGGGAUGCAUGUGAGCAGUCUUGGUGUGGGACAGGAGGGCAGGAAAACACUUUACUUUUGCUUUGGGCAUAAUCAGUCUUCAUCUGGUGAUCCUGGUUCUUUCCAUAAUGCCAGAGAAGCUUGAAUAGAUGGGCAAAAGUGGUUCAAGCCCUGUAACUUUUCACCAGAGUUAACAUGCUGGUGAGACAAACCGGGACAGUUCUCCUACCUUCACAUAGGAGGUUUCUGGUUGCCUGCAGUCCAAACAGGUAGCCCUCGCUGGCCACCUUCAUUUAUGUUAUCAGAGGUUGAAGAGGCCGACCUUGGUAACACAAUUUGACCAACUGAAAAUAUAGAAUUUAUAUAUGUGUAUGUAUAUGUAUAUAUAAAAAGCUAUCUACUACUAUAGGUAGUAGGCUUGAUGACCAGUAUCCCCUGAAGUUGGCCAGAUUUUACUCACUGUGCCUGUUGAGAAGGAUGCCAUUAGUCUGGCAUGGUGUUUUGACACCUUGUUUCAUGAAGAGAGUCUGGAUGCUUCCAAAACAGAGUCUUCUGUUCCAGGUGCUAAUGUAGAAUAGAUCCCCUGUAACCACUGCAAGUUGCUCUGGGGUUACACCAGCAUAAUUCAAAGCAGCACCUGGAUCAAAACUUUCCUUUAAGCAAUCCCGUCUGUUUACAAGAUGUCCCACAGAGCGCAUGAAGGGCUUGGUCCUUUCAGCUGUCCAUCACCAAGAGCUCUCACCCAAGUGAUCUAGAAAAGCCCUUAUGACAAGCCAUUCCCCUCCUCCCCCUUCCCAUUCAUGCUUGCCCUUAAACAGGCUUUUUAAAAACCUUUGCAGUUUUUAGAAUUUUAAGAGGAAGGAAGGUACCUGAGGUGCUCUGUGCUCCACAUCUCCCUUCCAAACCAUCCCCAUCUUCAGUCUUCUCCUCCUCUGCAAGCCUGCUCACCUUGAAACAUGCAGGUCACUUUGGGAAGUAUCCCUGCCCACCAAGCUAGAAAGUACAGUGCUGCUUACUGAAGUGGGAGGUUGUUGUGUGCUGCUGUAAUGCCUUGGCGUAUCCUCAUUUCUUAGUCAGUUUAAGACUAUAAGUGAAUUAAAUGUACAAAUCCUGUAGUGUCCUUUUUAUCUGUAUCUUUUUAUAAGAAUAUACUGUAAUACUAAAAAACAAAAGAAAAAAAUUAAAGAUAUAUUGCCCCCACUA